UGGCUUUAGGUCAACUGGGAGGUGGCUUUGUUCUUGAAGACUAUAAAAGGCAGGCUCGAGGAGUCCACAUCUUCUCUGUACCUUUCUUCUUACAAGUUGGAUUAAAGGUCUGUUGUUCUCUUUUCAUCAUGAAGCUUUAUGGAGUUCUGCUUCUGUUGGUGACUCUGUCUGCAGCAUAUGGAUUGAAAUGCUACUACUGCGUAACCUCCGACCCCAAAGCCUGCACCUCGAUCGGAACUUGUGCUCCUGGCGAAGACCGCUGUGCCACACUCGAGAUGAAUGGUGUCACUAUCAAGGGCUGCCAAAGUAGUGACAGUUGUAGCAGCCCUAUAAAAUGCUGUCAAGGGGAUUUGUGUAACGGUGUUAUACCCACUUAAUCCAGUGUUCUCGUCCUGCUGGUAUCCUCCAUCAUCGCAGUCUUUCUCUGAGAUUCUUUCUCAGGAACACAUUCUCAAUGUGAAAACUGCAGAUCAAGAA
Messenger RNA from Larimichthys crocea (large yellow croaker), 477 nucleotides. Its product is annotated as CD59A glycoprotein-like. The record is from RefSeq and is a predicted model, not a curated record. The coding region runs from base 129 to 377 and encodes 82 amino acids. The transcript has 3 exons. Lineage: Eukaryota; Metazoa; Chordata; Actinopteri; Sciaenidae.